UUUUCCUUGGGAAAUACGCAAAAGCCGGGUCGGUGGUGGGUGGGUCAAGUAAUAUAAAUAACAAAUCGGGUCUGUUUUCUUUCAUCACAUAAAAACCCUAAAACCUAAAAUCUUUUAUAACGAAAUGCAACGACAAUCCAGAGAUAGCACAGAAAUGGUUGCUCCUUUAAUAGCCGGAAUCGCGGUGGCGGCGGCUGCUUAUGCGGGGAGAUAUAGUAUUAGGGCUUGGCAGGCGUUUAAGGCAAGACCGCCGACGGCUAGGGUUCGAAGAUUUUAUGAAGGUGGGUUUCAGCCUAGUAUGACACGGAGAGAAGCCGCUCUUAUUCUCGGUGUAAGAGAAAGUACUCCGGCGGAAAAGAUUAAGGAGGCACAUAGGAGGGUGAUGGUUGCGAAUCAUCCCGACGCCGGUGGAAGCCAUUACCUUGCAUCGAAGAUCAACGAAGCGAAAGAUAUGAUGAUGAGGAGAAACAAAGGUGGCAGUGGCUCAGCAUUUUGAUGUGGUUGGAGUUUUACGAUUGUUAACUCGAACGGUGUCGUUUCUUACCCAGAUUAUACACUUCUUGUGAUUACCGUAUGACGAAAUAAGAGAGCAAAGGUAUUUAUUCAUAUCAUUCUUUUGACCCAAUAGUUGUAGACCUGUUUGCAAAACGAGUACCUUCUAUAUGAUUGUCAAAAUUUUAGUUUCUAAUUUGAUUGGAUGUUUGAUAGAGGCAAUAUAAUUGUAAUGGAUACAAUUUUUGAGCUAAAUUCAUAAUAGAGUUGGCGUUGCUUUUGGGGA
Messenger RNA from Gossypium arboreum, 778 nucleotides. RefSeq names its product mitochondrial import inner membrane translocase subunit TIM14-3-like. The transcript is spliced from 3 exons. The coding region runs from base 125 to 496 and encodes 123 amino acids. The record is from RefSeq and is a predicted model, not a curated record. Gene Ontology annotation, biological process: protein import into mitochondrial matrix. NCBI's taxonomy places the organism in Eukaryota, Viridiplantae, Streptophyta, Magnoliopsida, Malvales, Malvaceae. Gene Ontology annotation, cellular component: PAM complex, Tim23 associated import motor. Gene Ontology annotation, molecular function: ATPase activator activity.